AUGUGUCUUGUAUUUGAUCUUGGAGGAGGAAUGCUUGAUACUACUAUAUUAGAAAACCAAGAAAAUGAUUUUAAUUUUAAAGCAAUUGGUGGUGAUGUUUAUUUCGGAGGAUUAGAUUUUAAUAUGAAUUUAAUGGAACUUGGUACAUCCAAAGUGAAAGCGAUUAAUGAGAUUAAAGCACAAUGA
Entamoeba nuttalli P19 is the source of this 186-nucleotide messenger RNA. RefSeq names its product heat shock protein 70, putative. The record is from RefSeq and is a predicted model, not a curated record. The transcript has a single exon. Gene Ontology annotation, molecular function: ATP-dependent protein folding chaperone; ATP binding. Lineage: Eukaryota; Evosea; Mastigamoebida; Endamoebidae. Bases 1 to 186 code for a protein of 61 amino acids.